Molecule: messenger RNA, 694 nt
Organism: Schistosoma margrebowiei
Lineage: Eukaryota; Metazoa; Platyhelminthes; Trematoda; Strigeidida; Schistosomatidae
Source: the annotation of a GenBank genome assembly
AUGCCUUCUACAGUUGCUAUCUCUCCGUCAGAUAGUGAAGGGGAUGGGCGUUGGAUGAGUCAACAUACAAGGUUUGUUUGCCAGGCCCGAAAGAAAGAACCAGAUGUUGUAUUACUUGGUGACUCCAUAUUCGUUUACAUGCAGUUUACACAGACGUACAAAAAACACAUAGAGCCCUUACACUGUGUAAACUUUAGUAUUGCUAAUGAUCAGACACAAAAUGUGUUGUGGAGAAUCGAAAAUGGAGAACUGGACGGUUUUUCGCCUAAGGUGGUCGUAAUCAUGAUUGGUAGUCACAACGUUGCUGAUUCGGAAGAAGAGGUUGUCAAAGGGAUCCUCACCGUUGUUGAAAAGACAAAAUCUAAGCAACCUCGCGCAUCCUUAAUAGUUAUGGGUCUUUUACCGUGUGGUAGAACUCCAAACAAAAGACGCACGAAGCAUGAACAGAUUAAUAAACUCCUUACUGAAGCUUUCACCUGUCGACCUGAUGUCACAUACUUGAAUCCUGACUGGGAUAAUUUUAUCCAACAAGAUGGAACUAUUUCACAUCGUGAUAUGUUCGACUAUAUGCAUCCUACCGAAAAUGGUUAUGAAAAACUCUGCGAUCCUUUACUAGAAGAACUGCAAAAUUCUCUGCACACAUUCUUAAAAACCAACGCACCCAAUAGUUUUGUUGAAGAUUCAUGAUUUCCAG